AUGAGGAGAGCACAGUCAAGAGCUCGUGUGUACGCCGAUGUCAAUGUAACUAGGCCGAAGGAGUAUUGGGACUACGAAUCGAUAGCUGUGCAAUGGGGUGAUCAGGAGGAUUAUGAAGUGAUUAAAAAAGUUGGGCGGGGCAAGUACAGCGAAGUGUUUGAAGGAAUCAAUGUUGUGAAUGAACAGAAAUGCGUCAUCAAGAUAUUGAAACCUGUGAAGAAAAAGAAAAUAAGGAGGGAAAUUAAAAUUCUUCAGAAUCUUUGCGGGGGGCCAAACAUCAUAAAGCUGCUAGACAUCGUAAGGGAUCCUCAAUCUAAAACUCCGAGUCUUAUCUUUGAACAUGUCAAUAACGUGGACUUCAAGAUCCUCUAUCCUAUGCUUUCAGACAUGGAUAUCCGCUUUUACAUCUACGAGUUGUUGGUUGCCUUGGAGUUCUCGCAUUCAAAUGGGAUUAUGCACCGUGAUGUGAAGCCGCAUAACGUCAUGAUCGAUCAUGAGAAGAGAAAGCUGAGGUUGAUUGAUUGGGGACUGGCGGAGUUCUACCACCCGGGGAGAGAAUACAAUGUCAGGGUAGCCUCAAGGUACUUCAAGGGACCCGAGCUGCUUGUGGAGAUGCAAGAAUAUGACUACUCACUGGACAUGUGGUCACUUGGAUGUAUGUUUGCUGGAAUGAUUUUUCGCAAAGAGCCCUUUUUCCACGGUCAGGACAACUACGAUCAACUUGUCAAGAUCGCGAAAGUUCUGGGCACAGAUGAUUUGUUUGCGUACAUCGAUAAGUAUGGAAUAGCUCUGGAUCAUCGGUACGAUAGCAUUUUGGGCAGGCACACGAAGAAACCUUGGUCAUCUUUCAUUAAGCAUGAGAAUCAGCAUUUGGUUUCACAUGAUGCAAUAGAUUUUCUGGAUCACUUGUUGAGAUAUGACCAUCAGGAAAGGCUCACGGCGGAAGAGGCAAUGCAGCAUCCCUACUUCAACCCGAUCCGUGGAAUGGUUCCCAUGAGGGACUCGGUUCAGACCAACAACACUCCAGCAGCUGCUUCCAACAACCCUAACGAGACGUAG
Messenger RNA from Guillardia theta CCMP2712, 1059 nucleotides. RefSeq lists its product as hypothetical. Gene Ontology annotation, molecular function: ATP binding; protein serine/threonine kinase activity. Bases 1 to 1059 code for a protein of 352 amino acids. The record is from RefSeq and is a predicted model, not a curated record. The transcript has 5 exons. Gene Ontology annotation, biological process: protein phosphorylation. Gene Ontology annotation, cellular component: nucleus; cytosol; protein kinase CK2 complex. NCBI's taxonomy places the organism in Eukaryota, Cryptophyceae, Pyrenomonadales, Geminigeraceae.